AUUUCCCAGAUUCAACAAUAUCUUAUACAUUAAUAGGGUUUGUUGGUUCUCUCCACAAAGUUAUCUUCUUCUCUCUGCACACUCUCUCACUCACCUGCUUUAAUUCAAAUCUUCUGACACCUUCUCUCAAGCUUUGUGCUUUUAUUUUCUUUCAAGAAGCUUGCUUAUUUUCUGUCAAUCCCAUUCUUCAAAUGGGCCUUUCAUGGAUUAAGCUUCUCUAAUGGAGAUUUUCUCUUUCUCACAAUCUGCACUACAACCUAACCCCUUCAUCAAGUUUUGAAAUUAGUGGAUACCCAGGGUCUCAAAGUUGGAAGGUGAGGGCCAGAAUGAACUCUUAUAUAUGACAGGUGAGACUGUCAAUCCCACCUCUCUGAAGGAUUGCAACUUGCAUUUGUUUGCAGAUUCCUCAUAGAACAAUUCUCUGUGCUCUCCUUGCUGUUCUGCAACCAAUUUUCCUUAAGUUGAUCAAAUGCCAAGAUCAAGGGGUUCAGAAGUUCCUCAAAGGCAGUCGUCUCGAGGUCCGCAUCCACUUAGGACGUCUAGCUCUGAGUCAGAUUCACAGCAUCAUCGACCAAUUACAGACCGAAGUCCCAAGCUGGGAGACCGUCGCUCCCCACGAGGUCACCAUCCUGACUCACUGAACCAGAAGAAACUGGGCAUCCGAAUUGCAGAUUUGGAAACUCAACUUGGCCAAGCGCAGGAAGAGCUGAAAGUUUUGAAAAGGCAGUUGGCUUCUGCUGAAGCUGCAAAGAAAGAAGCUCAACAAGAAUUGGUGAAUAAGGCAAAGAAACCAACUAUUAUUGAGCCUGAGGAAAUUGAAGAGAAACAUACUCCAACUGAAAUUCAGGAUCUUGAAAAGGCAGACAACAACGUUGUGAAUGAAAUGUCUGAUAAAAACCAGCAAGAAACUGAUGUUUUUGAAGUUCCAAUAGAAAAAGAGGCUGUUGAGGCCAAGGCUGAACCUGGCCAUUUGAUUGAUCAGGUAGAAGGAAACUGCACAACUAAAAUAACAACCGAACUGCUUGCAAUUUCAGAGCCAGAAAAGCCAUCAGUCCAUGAUUUAGCUUUAAAGGAUGAUGAGAUAAACAUGCUAAAAGCCAAGUUAGAAAAGAAAGAAAAUGAAUUGGAGGCAUUCAGGAAGGAGAAUGAGAAUUUGAAGAAUCUACUGAAAGAAGCAACUUCAAACAUUUCAUCUGCUAAAGCUAAGGAAGACGAGAUGUCCAUGAGGUUAACUCAGCUGGGAGAAGAGCUAGAAAAAAGCCAAGCAAAUGCAGCUCAUUUAAAGGAGAAGCUGGAAUCUGCAGAAGAAGCCAAGGCGGCCUUGGAGGCUGAAAUAAAGAAGAUGAGAGUGCAGACAGAGCAGUGGAGAAAAGCAGCAGACGCAGCAGCAGCAGUUCUCGCUGGGGCAGUGGAGAUGAACGGUAGGAUAACCGAGAGGUGUGGCUCCAUGGAUAAGCACUUUGGUGGUGUAUUUGAAACACCAGGUGGUGUUGGUGGCAGUGGUGUGUACGCGGGUUUUGUGGGAUCACCAGGAAUGGCUGAUGAGUUUGGUGAUGGUUUUGGAAGUGGAAAAAGGAAGGGGUCUGGCAUUAAGAAGUUUGGAGACUUAUGGAAAAAGAAGAGCCAGAAAUAGAGAUGAUACAACCUCUUGUUGGCAUCUGUGAUAUGUAGGCAUAUUCAAGUCUUUUGCAGUGUUUAUUGAAUAUAUGUAAGCCGUUGUUAAAUUCACCAGAGAUGAUAUUAAUAUAUUUUGCUUUGAUUUA
Messenger RNA from Manihot esculenta (cassava), 1763 nucleotides. Its product is annotated as interactor of constitutive active ROPs 4. Lineage: Eukaryota; Viridiplantae; Streptophyta; Magnoliopsida; Malpighiales; Euphorbiaceae. The transcript is spliced from 4 exons. The record is from RefSeq and is a predicted model, not a curated record. The coding region runs from base 470 to 1633 and encodes 387 amino acids.